This is a messenger RNA of Cercospora beticola, 447 nucleotides long. The record is from RefSeq and is a predicted model, not a curated record. Lineage: Eukaryota; Fungi; Ascomycota; Dothideomycetes; Mycosphaerellales; Mycosphaerellaceae.
AUGAAGACAACCCUCCUCAUCGCAGCUCUGUCUGCCUCUCUCACCGCAGCUCGCUCCACAGUCCGCCAUUUCUACACCUCCGAUUUCAAUGGCGAGUACGCACGCCAGGUCGGCUUCCGCGGCGAUCCAGUCCUCUGGGGCUACGGCCUGAGAGACAAUCUUCCAGGCACAACAGCACUGUACACUUGCCUCACCUUCUCUCCCUCCACCACUCCAACUAAUGCUCAUUUCCAGUUACCGCUGCCGCCACGUCCAACAAAACCAAUAUCUCAUGACCACACAUCCCGCCUGCGAGAACGCGCCAGGUUUCCAACUCGAAGGCAAUACAAUGUACAUUUACACUUCCCGAGUCCCAGGCACGCAACCACUCGAUCGCUACGUGAACUCGGAAGUCGAUCACAUGAUUGUUCGACGAGAUUGGUAUCCUUCACAUCCUGCUGGGUAUAG